AACAGAAGCAAGAUGGCGGCCCCCAGUAACGCUGAGCGUUCUCCUGAUCCAUCGGUGCCGCUGAAGAUUCCCAAAACCGAGGUUCCUUCUCCGGAAUCCGAGGAUCUGAGUGACAGUAACCAAUACCAUUCCAACCCCUCCACCCCUAACAGAUUCUCUCCUCUGAACGUCGGGGUUUCGCUGUCCGGGGGCGCAGGCCGAAGCGGAUCGGCCUCUGCUUCCAACAGCUUCACCGCCUGCCGGGGCAUGUCCUGGACCCCGUCCGAAACCAACGCGCUGAUCGCCGUGUGGGGCAACGAGCGGUUGGCGGAGGCGCGGAUGCAGCAGCUGGAGGUGGCCGGGACGGUGUUUUCUGGCAAGGCUCCGGGACCAGCGAUGUACGAGCGAGUGUCCAGAGCGCUGUCAGAGCUCGGCUACGAGAGAACCCCGUCCCAGUGUCGAGAGAGGAUGAAGACUCUUAGACGGUGUUAUAGCCGAGUAAAGGAGCAUGGCAUUGGGAAGAGGAAGAGCAGUUACUCCAUCGAGCAGCUGGAGAAGGUCUUCGGACAGGGAGGUUGGGAUUCCCAAAGCUGUCAGCCUGUGCUGAUCAACAGCAGCGGCCUCUACCAGGAGAUGGAGUCAGACGGCAGCACAAUGGAGGAUUACUCUCAGGAAGACUGGUGCAAUCAGGACCUCUCCGCGGCCUUCAAUGAGGGAGAUAUAGAGACAGAAGAGAACCAGCUUCCAAAGACCCGAGUCCUUCAGAUACGACUGGAGCCGUCUGAGCACACACAACGCCAGGAAGUGAUGCAGAACGUGAUGCGUAUCCUGGAUUCUGUAGAAGUCAAAUGGGAGCACUUCCAAACGUGGACGGACUUCUCCCGCCUCCACCUCUCCAACAAACUUGCCAUUUUCGGCGUAGGCUACAACACCCGAUGGAGAGAAGAAAUCCGGUACCAUUACGCAGAAAUCAGCUCGCAGGUCCCUCUGGGUAAGCGCCUACGUGAAUACUUCAACCCAGAGAAAGCCGAAGGAAGGGUCAUCAUGACAAAAGUGCAGAAGAUGAACUGGAAAAAUGUGUAUUAUAAAUUCCUGGACAUCACUAUUAGCGAGGCGCGCUGUUUGGAGUUGCACAUGGAAGUCGAGUGGAUACCGAUUGCACAGACGAGGGCGACCGGCUGCAGUAAUGGCUCCCAAUAUCUCUUACCAGGGGGAAUCCCCAAAACUUACGGCCUGUACGCUAUCGGCUACGAGGAGACAAGCCAGUCGGACAAUUCAGAUGAGAAAAUUUCUCCUUCAUCAGAGGAGGAAGAGAUGGACAAUUGUGAAAGCAUUGAGAAGGACAAGAGGACGUCCGCCAAAGUCACAUACUGUUACCUCGGUAUUGCGGAGGAAAGGACGCUACAGCAAUGCCUGUUCCAGCACUUUCAGAAUUCAGGAAAACACUACGGACGCGGAGAGCCGUCGGCUAUAACCCGGUUCCUGCAGGACAACUGCGGCCGCCAGGCCACAGAGGACACGCUUUCUGGAUUACACAUCUAUAUUAAAUUCAUCGAAGUGGAGCUGGACUUUCUCUCCGCUGGAUCUUUAGUGGAAUGUUUAGAGACCGCCGUCGGUUAUUCGUUAAAGUUCAACAAGAAGGAUGCAUUGUAAUUUUGAAGCUUUUUAAAGCCAGGAUCCUGAAGUUUAGACUUGAACUUAAAGUAUUUAUGUUGUGCGUCUGUUGGGAAAGAGGGUGCUUUGCAGUAUUUUUUUGUUAUCAGGGAUUGUAAAUGGAAGCAACUGCCUUUUAUUUAAAGGGAUAGUUCACACAAAAUUGAAAAUUCAGUCAUUGUUUACUCACGCUUCAUUUGUUGUUUGAGUUUCUAUCUUCUGCGCUGUAAAAUUGUUGGGUUCCACACAAUCAAUUUAUGUUGGGACAACAUGAAGGACUUAAGUUAACCUAUUAGUUUUUACAAAUUUAGGUAAAUUGAACAUAAAACAGUUAAGUUAUCCUCAAGUAAAACUCAAGAAUUGUGCUGUUUCAGCUUAUUUUAAAUGUGUAGUUUGAACAAAUGGCAAACACAUUUUUUUGAGUGUGUGGAACAUAAAAAAGGUAUCUUUGACUUCUGUAGUAUUUGUUUGUUUGUUUUUUUACUAUGGAGGUCAAUGGUUUUGGUUUGGAACCACUUGAGGGAGAGUGAGGAAAUAGUGAGUAGAUUUGAGUGAACUGUCCCUUUAAAUCUCUCCAAAUGCAGGAACUGUCCAGAAAAAAAAAGAAUCCUCAACAAGAGUUCUUAAUUAUUCUAAGUAUAAAGUCUAUCUAUAUAGAAGUAUAAAUAUAUAUUUAAGAGUAUAUAUUGAUAUUGUCGAGCAUUCCAGCAUUUACAGUUUUAACAUUCAAAGAAUGUUUUUCACAAAACGUUUAUUGAUAUUUGUUUGUUUGUUUUUUAUUUGUGAGAUCACACAGUGUCUUUAUGUAUUGUUU
Molecule: messenger RNA, 2446 nt
Organism: Danio aesculapii
Lineage: Eukaryota; Metazoa; Chordata; Actinopteri; Cypriniformes; Danionidae
Gene: msantd2
Product: myb/SANT-like DNA-binding domain-containing protein 2
Exons: 4
Coding region: 13-1632 (539 amino acids)
Source: RefSeq, a predicted model, not a curated record